Molecule: messenger RNA, 778 nt
Organism: Hibiscus syriacus
Lineage: Eukaryota; Viridiplantae; Streptophyta; Magnoliopsida; Malvales; Malvaceae
Product: probable BOI-related E3 ubiquitin-protein ligase 2
Exons: 2
Coding region: 1-777 (258 amino acids)
Molecular function (GO): ubiquitin-protein transferase activity
Source: RefSeq, a predicted model, not a curated record
AUGGCUGUACAGGCGCAGUUGUAUUCUGAUAACAUCGGCUUUCCAUUGUGCGGUUCUUUGGAUUUGAUCGACAACAAUGGCCGCGGUUUCAAUCAAUACGGUUUAAGUGUUCAACAACAGUUUUAUCACUUACAACAACUGCAGCAACAGCAGUUUCAGUAUCUUCAAAACCAGCAGCAAAGAAAUCUUGAAUCCAUGAUGUUUAGCCAAAACGAGAUCGAUCAGUUCAUCGAAUUACAGAAUGGGAGGUUGAGAUUGUUGCUGCAAGAGCAAAGGAAGCAACAGUUUGAUGUAUCGGUGAAGAAGAUGGAAUCGAGGGUUUGCGUUUUACUUAGAGAAAAAGACGAGGAGAUUGUAAAGGCGACGAAUAAAUCAAUGGAGCUGGAAAAUAUUUUGAAGAGACUGGAGAUGGAGAGCCAUGCGUGGCAAAGAGUGGCGCACGAGAACGAAGCGAUGGUUUUCUCUUUGAACAACCGGAUCGAAGAGCUACGAGAGCAAGCCUCUUGCCGCUUCAACGACGGCGUCGACGAUGCGGAGUCUUGCCGCGAAUGCGAAGAGGAUGAGGAGAAGAAAGAAGCGAUGGUUUUCCCGGCGGUCGCCGCCGAUGACGACGGAGAAAGAAGAAUGGUUUGCAGAUGCUGCUAUCAUCGACGGUCGUGCGUUUUGUUCCUUCCGUGCAGGCACCUCUGUUCCUGCAAGGAUUGCGCUGUUUUUCUUGAUUCUUGCCCCGUUUGUAGAACAGCCAAGAAAGGUAGCAUAGAGGCAUUGGUUUCCUAGG